AUACUUUUGCAUUCAAUCAUUUCACUCUUUUGAUUUACUCUUUGAUUGAAGUGUAGCCCCAAUCCCAAACCUUAAAAUCUCUUUAUCCAAUCUUGUGAUUCUCGAGUUAGAAAUUUGUGCCAAAUUCAUUUAAGGCUGGAAAGAUAAAAAAAUACUACCAAACAUUACUCAGUAGAGUAAAAAAUACAACCAUCUCUUUCGUUUUUCCCCCUCUUUCAUUCUGAGAGAACAGUACUCAGUAGAGUAAUAAAUACAUGGAGAGGAAUUACACAACAUUUCCAAAUCUAAAACACAAAGAUUCACUGUCUUUCCUCAUCCACCAUAACUAGAUCUGAUGAUUUCUCUUUCUUCUUCUAUGAUAUUUUGAUGCACACAUCGUGAACUCAUUUUCUUGAAAAUAAUAAGGUUCUCAGUUGUGAAGUGUGAGGAUGUUACUCUACGGUCCCCUAACACCUGCUCAGGUGUCAUUUUUUCUUGGAAUUGUGUCGAUAUGUGCUGCCUGGUUAUAUUCAGAGUAUCUGGAGUACGAGAAAAAUUCAGCAUCAUCUAAAGUUAGGCAUUCUGAUAUCAAUUUGGUUGAGUUGGGAAAUGAAGCAGUCAAAGAAGAUGACAGAGCUGUUCUAUUGGAAGGAGGUGGCCUUCAAUCAGCAUCGCCUAGAAUGAGGAGCUCAUCUGUGACAUCUCAGAUUGCCAGGUUUUGCUUGAUGGAUGAAAGUUUCUUUCUUGAGAAUCGAUUAACUCUUAGAGCAAUAUCAGAGUUUGGUGCCCUUUUGACUUACUUUUACCUAUCUGACCGUACAAAUCUGUUUGGUGAAUCAAAAAAGAGCUACAAUCGUGAUCUUUUCCUCUUCCUCUACUUCCUUCUCAUCAUAAUCUCGGCAAUCACUUCUUUUACAAUCCACCAUGAUAAGUCACCUUUCUCUGGGAGAUCCAUAAUGUAUCUGAAUAGGCAUCAAACUGAAGAAUGGAAAGGAUGGAUGCAGGUAUUAUUUUUAAUGUAUCACUACUUUGCUGCUACAGAAAUUUACAAUGCUAUACGAGUUUUUAUAGCUGCAUAUGUAUGGAUGACUGGAUUUGGAAACUUCUCUUACUAUUACAUCCGCAAGGAUUUCAGCAUUGCAAGAUUCACUCAGAUGAUGUGGAGGCUCAAUUUCUUGGUAUUCUUUAGCUGCAUUGUCCUUAACAACAAUUACAUGUUAUACUAUAUAUGCCCCAUGCACACUCUUUUCACUCUGAUGGUUUACGGAGCCCUUGGUAUAUUCAACAAAUACAAUGAGAAUGGGACUAUUAUUGCUGGUAAAAUCAUUACCUGCUUCUUGGUUGUUAUUCUGAUGUGGGAAGUUCCGGGAGUUUUUGAAGUGGUUUGGAGCCCAUUUACUUGCUUCCUUGGAUAUGCUGACCCAGAUCCUUUAAAAACAAAGCAGUCUCUCUUGCAUGAGUGGCAGUUCCGUUCAGGUCUUGAUCGUUACAUAUGGAUAGUUGGGAUGAUAUAUGCAUACUACCAUCCAACAGUAGAGAGAUGGAUGGAGAAACUUGAGGAAACCGAAGUGAAACGUAGGAUAUCAAUAAAAGCAGUUGUUGCCAUAAUUUCACUUGCGAUGGGAUAUCUUUGGUAUGAGCACAUAUACAAGCUUCCAAAGAUCACAUAUAACAAAUAUCAUCCUUACACAUCUUGGAUUCCGAUAACUGUCUACAUAUCCUUGCGGAAUGUAACCCAAUAUUUUCGCAGCUACUCAUUAACCCUUUUUGCAUGGCUUGGGAAGAUCACUCUGGAGACCUAUAUAUCCCAAAUCCAUAUAUGGUUAAGAUCUGGUGUUCCAGAUGGACAGCCUAAAAAGUUGCUAUGUUUGAUCCCGAACUACCCAUUGCUGAACUUCAUGCUUACUACUGCCAUAUAUGUCGCAGUUUCUCACAGAUUAUUCGAAUUGACUAACACUUUGAAAUCCACAUUUAUUCCGAUGAAAGACAACAAACGUCUUGGCUACAACAUAAUUGCGGCUUUAGUUGUAUCAGGUCUUCUAUAUGUCUUGUCCUCCGUAUUCCUAAGGGUACCUCAGCUGCUGGUGUAGAAGUGUACGUACAUUAUAUUCAAUGAAGGCAGAUAUGAUACAGUUUGCGAGCCGGCUACAACGUGGCUACAGGUUUUUGUUUUUGGUUCUUUUACAUAUUUAAACGGAGAAGAGAAGAGAGGUACCGAUUGGGUUAUAGCUCUUAGUUUAAUAUUCUUUGUGUGUAUAUAUAGUCUAGCUCUUGAACUCAAAUUUUCGAUUGAGCAGUUUGUAUUUUCCAUAAUUUGCUUAGCCAUGUUUUAAUGUGUACCUUCUAAAUGAGGUCAUGUCCCAUUUUACUUAUCAGUACUAUUCCACCGUAACAAUUUAUUUA
This is a messenger RNA of Nicotiana tabacum (common tobacco), 2382 nucleotides long. Its product is annotated as protein REDUCED WALL ACETYLATION 2. Gene Ontology annotation, molecular function: acetyltransferase activity. The record is from RefSeq and is a predicted model, not a curated record. Gene Ontology annotation, biological process: xyloglucan metabolic process; plant-type secondary cell wall biogenesis; xylan biosynthetic process. NCBI's taxonomy places the organism in Eukaryota, Viridiplantae, Streptophyta, Magnoliopsida, Solanales, Solanaceae. Gene Ontology annotation, cellular component: Golgi apparatus.